Messenger RNA from Beta vulgaris subsp. vulgaris (sugar beet), 2931 nucleotides. RefSeq names its product G-type lectin S-receptor-like serine/threonine-protein kinase SD1-13. Gene Ontology annotation, molecular function: ATP binding; protein serine/threonine kinase activity. NCBI's taxonomy places the organism in Eukaryota, Viridiplantae, Streptophyta, Magnoliopsida, Caryophyllales, Amaranthaceae. The record is from RefSeq and is a predicted model, not a curated record. Gene Ontology annotation, biological process: protein phosphorylation; recognition of pollen. The coding region runs from base 218 to 2812 and encodes 864 amino acids. The transcript has 8 exons.
UACUGACAAAUGUUUUACUUCAAAACAAACUGAGCCAGUCUCACACCACUAGACACUAGUACUCCUACUAUAAAGUAAAGUUAGUAUGCAAUCAUGCAUAGAAGCUGCAUAGAAGCCAAGGAUCAAGAAGGCUCAAAGAGUGUUAUUGUGAUCUCGUACCUUAAAGAUAAUAUGACGAGUCAAUAGUCGUAAUCUAUGUAGUUGAAAAAAUAAAUGUAUGCAGCAGCCAACUGCCUAUCUUCACCUAAGAUUUCGCCAAGACAUUUCUAACACUUCCCAAACAAAAAUGCUCCUCUUUAGUUUUUGCUGGCUAAUUUUUUGCCUGGUUUGCUCAAAUGAUCAACUAUUGAUUUCCACUGCCUUAGAUACCAUAACAAGCAACGCCAUCCUCAAAGAUCCUGAAUCUCUAAUCUCCAAAAAUGGUGUCUUCAAAUUAGGAUUCUUCAGCCCUACAAAUUCAACAAAUCGCUAUGUUGGGAUUUGGUACAACAAGGUUUCAGCUAUAAACGUGAUUUGGUUAGCCAAUCGAAACGCGCCGAUUCGCAAUAAUAAUGGCACAUUGUGCAUAUCGGAGGAUGGAAAUCUUGUUAUCUUGAGUGACCAAAAAAGCAUAAUUUGGUCAUCAAAUCUGUCUUCUCAAAAUUUUGCAUCUAUCAAUAUCUCAAGUGUACAUGCACAACUUCUAGAUUCUGGAAAUUUGAUAUUGCUUAGUAAUAUGGGUGGCACACAUAUGUGGCAGAGUUUUGAUCAUCCUACCGACACUGUCUUGCCUGAUAUGAAAGUUACAGUGACUAAUUAUACACUCAGGCAACCAGUUUUGCGAUCUUGGACAAACUUCUCUGAUCCAUCCGAUGGAAGAUUUUCUGAUGGUAUGGACUCUAUCACUCUUCCACCGCAAAUGAUGUUAUGGGAUGGUGAUAAACCGUAUUGGAGAAGUGGUCCUUGGAGCGGCAAUGUAUUCAUCGGUAUACAAUACAACAGUCAGGGUGAUGCUACUAGUACAGGAUGGCGUCUUCUCGAAGACGACGGCGGAGGACAAGAGAGAGUUUCAAUGAUAUAUUCAUACCCAAACAAGUCUUUGUUUUCAAACUAUGAGUUAGAUUAUCAAGGGUUUGUAACUCAAAAAAUGUGGGACGAUGGUAAAAAUGAAUGGAUAGUUCUAUGGAGGGCUCCUGAGAAUGAGUGUUCCUUUUAUGGAAAAUGUGGGGAAUUUGGAUAUGGGAACUGUAACAACUUAAACAAGAAGUUACCUAUUUGUCGAUGUUUAAAGGGAUUCAUACCUAGAAAUUUCAAGGAAUGGAGUAAAGGAAACUGGAGCAAUGGUUGUGUUCGACGAACGGCGUUGCAAUGUCGUCAAGGAAGCAAGUACAGCAAAAGAGUUGAUGGUUUCUUCAAGAUAGAGAGGGUUAAAAUUCCAGAUCUUUCGGAAUGGGUAUUAGGGUACAAUGAAGAUGAGUGUAGGAGAAGAUGCUUGGUGAAUUGUUCAUGUUUAGCUUAUUCUUAUUACUCGGGUAUAGGGUGUAUGUCUUGGACUAGAAAUUUGAUUGAUACAGUUCACUUAUCUGGUGGUGGGGCUACUCUUUUCCUUCGUUUGGCGGACUCUGAACUAGUGCAUAGCAGGAAGGAGAUGAUAAUUAUUGCAGUGGGUGGAGUCGCACUAGUAGUCACUGUUGCUGUUUCUUUUUGGUUCUUUUGGAGGUGGAUGAUCCAACAAAGAGUCUUCUUUAUCUCUUUUAUAGUCAGAAAGAGAUCCGGGCUGACGGAAAAAACAAAAUCAUAUAUGUUACAAGGUGAUCCGAGCUACCUACACAAACUCGAAGAACUACCGUUGUUCGAAUUUGAGAAACUUGCAACUGCUACAAACAACUUCCAUGACAGUAACAAACUUGGACAAGGUGGAUUUGGACCGGUAUAUAAGGGAAAACUAGAAGAUGGACAAGAAAUCGCAGUAAAAAGGCUCUCAAUAGCCUCUCUUCAAGGGGUAAAAGAAUUUAUGAAUGAGGUAAUGGUGAUAUCAAAACUUCAGCACCGAAAUCUUGUCAAGCUUUUGGGAUGCUGUGUAGAAGACCAAGAGAAAAUGCUGGUUUAUGAGUACAUGCCUAACAAAAGUUUGGAUGCAUACAUUUUUGAUCCGCUUAAGCAACAAAGUCUUGAUUGGACAACACGUAUGAGUAUUAUAGAAGGGAUAUGUCGAGGUCUCCUUUAUCUUCACCGAGAUUCUAGAUUGAAAAUUAUUCACAGAGAUCUCAAAGCAGCCAACAUUCUGUUGGAUGAAAAUUUCAACUCGAGAAUUUCAGAUUUUGGCACGGCACGAAUUUUCGGAGUUGACCAAAAUCACGCCGAUACAACAAGGGUUGUAGGAACAUACGGUUAUAUGCCUCCUGAAUACGCAAUGGAAGGACAAUUUUCAGAAAAAUCAGAUGUUUUCAGCUUCGGUGUCCUAUUGUUGGAGAUAAUCUCUGGAAAAAAGAAUCAAUGGAUUGACAAAGUGUCAUUAAGCUUUAUUGGAUAUGCUUGGAAAAUGUGGAGUGAAGGCAACAUUAUUGGCUUCCUUGAUCCUACACUUGGCAAUCAAGGUUCAAUAGCAGAGAAAUCAAAAUGCAUAAAACUAGGGCUUCUCUGCGUUCAAGAUGAAGCUCAAGACAGACCUAACAUUUCUACUGUCAUCUCAAUGCUUGCUGCUGGUAAUGAGUGUCUUCCAGAGCCAAAGGUACCGGGUUAUACUCGGUGUCAUGUUUCAUCCCAUAAUAAUAAUACACACCCUACUGGCUCCAUAAAUUACCUAACGAUCACCACUACUGAUGGACGAUAGAAUAAAUGUAUAUAAUUGUUAUUUAUCACUUGAAAUUUUGUGAAUGGUAUAAGGCUGACUUUGAAUACACAUAUAUCUCAAUUUAUAUAUGGUUUUGAUGUGAUUCAAAUUGGAGGUGA